This is a messenger RNA of Fraxinus pennsylvanica, 555 nucleotides long. Lineage: Eukaryota; Viridiplantae; Streptophyta; Magnoliopsida; Lamiales; Oleaceae. The record is from the annotation of a GenBank genome assembly.
AUGAGUCCUCAUCCGGGUUCAGUCUCAAACCAAUCUUCCACAUAUCACAAAUGUAAUUCUGGUUAUGAAAUUGAUCUAAAAAAAAGGGUCGACCACAAAGUUCAAGAGCCAAAGCCAGUUCUUGAAAUUGUUCCUGAGACAAAACAGCUGGGAGGCGUCGGGAAUUUGGAAGUCGACCGGCAUCGAAAAUGUCGCUUGCAGAGGCUAGGAGAUGUAGGUUUAGGGGGAGAAAUGAAAACCAGAGGAAGAACAAGGUUGGGGAAUGGGAACAGGAACAGGGAGAGAAAGCCGGAUCUAGUGGCGAUCUACAGUAGUAACGAUCUGGCCGUGAAUGAUGGGUGUUUAGGCGGAUUUGGUGGCGUCUUGAUGGUAAGAAGAGGUUGUGGGUGGCGGUGGUGCAAUGGUGUGGCAGUGGUGGUUCUAGUGUGUGGUUCACGGCAGCAAUCUGGUCGUGAAAUGAAGGGGGUUUGGCCGGAUCUGGUGGCGAUCUGCAGUUGCGACGAUCUGGCCGUGAAUGAUGGGGGUUUAGCCGAUCUGGUGGCGUCGCGAUGGUAA